CAGCAGCUAUUUCUCAUAAUCGACAUUGGUGGCAGCACUUAUCAAAAUGUGUAUGUGUACCAUAGAGACUACAUGCAUUUUACUCACAUAAUGGCGAAAAAGUCAUUGAAAAGGAAAAGAAAAGAAGCUGAACAAAACGAAAAGGAAGUUAAAGAAGUUGAAUUGCCUCCACCUACAAGAUUCUCUGAUGAACCUAUUCCCAAAAAGACAAAAUGGAUAAACAGACAAAGAGUGCUGGUGUUUGCAUCAAGAGGUAUAAAUCACAGAGAUCGUCAUCUUAUGGAUGACAUCAAAACAUUAAUGCCACAUCACAGGCCCGAGUCAAAAAUGGAGCGUUCAAAGAAUCUCCAAGUUGUUAAUGAAAUUUGUGAAAUGAAAAACUGCAAUAAAGCUAUCCUUUUUGAAGGCAGAAGAAAGAGGGACUUAUAUAUGUGGCUGUCAAAUAUUCCUAAUGGACCUUGUGCUAAGUUUCUUGUACAAAACAUUUAUACAAUGGGAGAGCUGAAAAUGACAGGGAAUUGUUUAAAAGGUUCCCGUCCAUUACUUUCAUUUGAUGAAAACUUUAAUUCCAGACCACAUUUUGCUCUAUUAAAAGAACUACUCUCUCAAAUUUUCGGAGUACCAAAUCAUCAUCCAAAAAGUCAACCAUUUUUUGACCAUGUGUAUACUUUCAGCAUUUUAGAUAAUAAGAUAUGGUUCAGGAAUUUUCAGAUAAUAUCUGAAGAAGGUGAAUUGGCUGAAAUAGGACCAAGAUUUGUUUUGAAUCCAGUAAAAAUCUUUGCUGGAAGUUUUGGAGGUGAAACCUUGUGGGACAAUCCAAAUUACAUUUCUCCUGCUAAGUAUCGACAAAUAUUGGCUAAAAAAGCUGCUCUGCUAAAACGCAAACAUUGAUUGGGAUAAAAAUGGAUUCAAUACUAUUCAAUCUCCUUUAUUCACAUCCAAUCCAGUGAUUGAAUAUAGGUAUUAGAAAUAGAAUUCAAAGAAGUUUUGUUUUAACUGAAUCAAUUGAUGAUGUUGAAAGUUAGCAUUGAACAUAAUCUUUUUGAAUUAACUUUAAUACUUUUUAUUUCUUGAUUCAUAUAAUUUAUAAUUACAUUAAAUGUGUUUUAAUACGUUUUAAUUGACUAAUAGUAUUGAUACUUUUAUUCAACUUAAUAAAGAAAAUUAGCAUAAGUAUUUUAAUUUGUACUUAUUCUAAUAAUUACUUAAUUGUAUCCAGCAUCAGAUUUAUCUAGAAUUUAUUAAUCCGUUAAAAUUUA
Messenger RNA from Phymastichus coffea, 1259 nucleotides. Its product is annotated as ribosome biogenesis protein BRX1 homolog. Gene Ontology annotation, biological process: ribosomal large subunit assembly; rRNA processing. Gene Ontology annotation, cellular component: nucleolus. The transcript is spliced from 5 exons. The coding region runs from base 73 to 891 and encodes 272 amino acids. Lineage: Eukaryota; Metazoa; Arthropoda; Insecta; Hymenoptera; Eulophidae. Gene Ontology annotation, molecular function: rRNA binding. The record is from RefSeq and is a predicted model, not a curated record.